This is a messenger RNA of Tachysurus fulvidraco (yellow catfish), 3950 nucleotides long. RefSeq names its product glutamate receptor, metabotropic 6a (gene grm6a). Gene Ontology annotation, cellular component: membrane. The transcript is spliced from 12 exons. Gene Ontology annotation, biological process: regulation of synaptic transmission, glutamatergic; G protein-coupled glutamate receptor signaling pathway. The record is from RefSeq and is a predicted model, not a curated record. The coding region runs from base 437 to 3151 and encodes 904 amino acids. Gene Ontology annotation, molecular function: adenylate cyclase inhibiting G protein-coupled glutamate receptor activity. NCBI's taxonomy places the organism in Eukaryota, Metazoa, Chordata, Actinopteri, Siluriformes, Bagridae.
UUAAAGAGCGCGCUCGAGCAGCUCGGGAUUAUUUCAUUUCCUCUCCCUCUGUUGAUCUCAGAGUGAUUUCCACAGUCUCAUUCUGCUCAGCAUAUGUAUUUUUAGAUCUAAAGAAAAACCCGGCGGACUCUCCAUCACCAAAUGAUCCGGUUCCAACUCAGAGAACUCCUCUCAUCACCAUCAUCACCAUCAUCAUCAUCAUCAUCAUCACCAUCAUCAUCAGUAGUGUGGUAGAGGGAAUGAAGCCCUGUAUAAACUCUGCUAAACGCUGAUAUGGAAGGACAGAUCGGAAGUUUCUGAAUGACUGAACGGAUGCAGGAGUUCAGAGUGUAGUUUGAGCUGCUGGAUGGAUCCUGGAUUGGGUUUAAAGACGCUCAUGGAAACCAAAGGUUUUUUACGUCGUGGAUGAACGCUUGCUGUAAAACCCAAACGUGUCAUGGCAUCCCACUCCCCACCAUUACUGUUAUUAGAGCUCAGACUGCAUCCAAGCUGGAGCAGCCUCCGGUCACCCACUUUGUCAUGCCUCCUGUGGAUCUUCUCUGUGUGGGUCAGCCCAGCUUUGAUGGCGCACCAGCACACGCAUCCGCAUUCGAUCAAAAUCCCUGGUGACAUCACACUCGGUGGGCUCUUCCCCGUGCACUCCAAAGGGCCCUUGGGUCAAGCAUGUGGUGAGAUUAAAAAGGAGAAAGGAAUCCAUCGGAUGGAAGCCAUGCUGUACGCUCUAGACCAAAUCAACAGCGAUCCUGAGCUGCUGCCUAACAUCACGCUGGGCACACGGAUUCUGGACACGUGCUCACGAGACACGUACGCGCUGGAGCAGUCACUCACAUUUGUCCAGGCGCUUAUUCAGAAAGAUACAUCUGAUAUCAGGUGCUCCAAUGGCGAGCAACCGAUCAUACGCAAGCCGGAGCGCGUGGUGGGUGUGAUCGGGGCAUCAGCCAGCUCCGUCUCCAUCAUGGUGGCCAACGUACUCCGGCUCUUUGAGAUACCUCAGAUCAGCUACGCCUCCACAGCCCCGGAGCUCAGCGAUAACAACCGCUACGACUUCUUCUCUCGAGUGGUUCCUCCGGACUCGUACCAGGCUCAGGCCAUGGUGGACAUCGUCAAGGCUCUUGGCUGGAAUUAUGUCUCUACACUGGCCUCCGAGGGCAACUACGGAGAGAGCGGCGUGGAUGCGUUUGUUCAGAUCUCUCGAGAGGCAGGAGGCUUGUGCAUUGCUCAGUCUAUAAAGAUCCCCCGAGACCCCAAACCCGGAGAGUUUGACAAGAUCAUUAAGAGAUUAAUGGAGACCCCGAACGCUCGAGGGAUCAUCAUCUUCGCCAAUGAAGACGACAUCAAGCAGAUACUAGAAUCAGCUAAACGGGCGAACCUGACGGGCCACUUUAAGUUUGUGGGCUCAGACAGCUGGGGAGCAAAGAGCGCACCCAUCCUGGACAACGAGGACGUGGCCGAGGGAGCCGUCACCAUCCUGCCCAAAAGAGCCUCUGUGGAAGGGUUCGAUCAGUACUUCAUGUCUCGCUCUCUGGAGAACAACCGCAGAAAUAUCUGGUUUGCUGAGUUCUGGGAGGAUGACUUCAAGUGCAAGCUCACACGGCCGGGCAUCAAGCUCGACCCAGGGAAGAAGAAAUGCACAGGUAAGGAACGGAUCAGUCGCGACUCGCUGUACGAGCAGGAGGGGAAGGUGCAGUUUGUGAUCGAUGCUGUUUACGCCAUGGCACACGCCUUACACAAUAUGCACCAGGACCUGUGUCCGGGGGCAACUGGACUCUGUGCUAAGAUGGACCCUGUAGAGGGACGUUUACUGCUCAAUUACAUCCGUUCUGUCAACUUUAAUGGCAGCGCCGGCACCAGCGUCCUUUUCAACGAGAACGGCGACGCUCCGGGUCGCUACGACAUCUUUCAGUAUCAGUUCAGCAACACAAGCAGCCCAGGAUACAAAGUCAUCGGCCAGUGGACGAACCACCUCCGAAUUAACGUGGAGGAGAUGCAGUGGUCGGGAGGAGAACAUUAUAUCCCUCCGUCCGUGUGCAGCUUUCCGUGUCAGCCAGGCGAGAGGAAGAAGAUGGUGAAAGGCGUACCAUGCUGCUGGCACUGCGAGCUCUGCGACGGCUACCAGUACCAGGUGGGCGAGUUAGCGUGCGAAAUGUGUCCUUUCGAAAUGAGGCCCACGGUGAACCACACCUUCUGCGUACCCACACCCAUCAUCAAGCUUGACUGGCACUCGCCCUGGGCGGUCGUACCCAUGUUCCUGGCCAUCCUGGGCAUCGCUGCCACUCUGUCCGUAGUGAUCAUCUUCGUUCGCUUUAAUGACACGCCCAUCGUGCGGGCUUCAGGACGCGAGCUGAGCUACGUGCUGCUCACAGGGAUUUUCCUGAUCUACCUCAUCACCUUUCUGAUGAUCGCCGAGCCGAACACAGGGGUGUGCGCUUUACGUAGGCUCCUGCUCGGCCUUGGGAUGUGCAUCACCUACUCGGCCAUGCUGACCAAAACCAAUCGCAUCUACCGCAUCUUUGAACAGGGCAAGAAGUCAGUGACGCCGCCGAAGUUCAUCAGCCCGACAUCGCAGCUUGUCAUUACCUUCAUCCUCGUCUCAUUCCAGGUAAUCGGAGUAUUCAUCUGGUUAGGCGUGAUGCCGCCCCACACCAUUGUGGACUACGAAGAGCUGCGGCCGCCCAAUCCCGAGUUGGCACGUGGUAUCCUGAAGUGUGACAUGUCGGACCUGUCGCUGAUCUGCUGCCUAAGCUACAGCAUCUUGCUCAUGGUGACGUGUACCGUUUAUGCCGUCAAAAGCCGAGGCGUCCCCGAGACCUUUAACGAAGCCAAGCCCAUAGGCUUUACCAUGUACACCACCUGCAUCGUGUGGCUGGCCUUCGUGCCCAUCUUCUUUGGCACGGCGCAGUCCACAGAGAAGAUGUACAUCCAGACGACCACGCUGACCGUCUCCAUGAGCCUGAGUGCCUCCGUGUCCCUGGGCAUGCUCUACAUCCCCAAAGUCUACAUCAUCAUCUUUCACCCGGAACAGAACGUGCAGAAACGCAAGCGCAGCUUCAAGGCGGUGGUUCAGGCGGCCACCAUGUCCACUCGUCUGUCACACACCAACAGCGAAAAGCACAACGGCGAGUCUAAGAUGGAGCCUGAUAGGACGCAGUAGCAGGUGGCCUGGAGUGACACACUCGGGAAGAAAGAAAGAAAGAACGAAAGGAAGAAAGAAAGAAAGAAAAAAAAUCAGGACUCUGUUUAGUUGAUUUCCAUUGGAGGACGGCUAUAAGGAGGACUCGGAGGCACGAACGUCAAAACGAUGCAAACACAGAUCAAAAAACGCACAUUUUCAACCCGAAGCUUUAUCCAUCCGCCGACGAUCUUUCGGAUGUCUUGGUGUUUACUAACCGAUGAGGAAAACGUCUGUAAAGAAGGCGAUAUGGACGUUGUAGCAGUGUAGCAGCAUGUGGGACGUGUGUGUACCGAAGUGACUGAAGUGCGUUUGUGUGUGUUUGUGUGUUUGAUGCACCUGCAUUGUCGUGUAAUACCCCCCAGAAGGCAGCUUUUUUAUCUGAAAGUCAACAUUUGCUAUGGUGUUAAUACAAAAUCCGUUAUUGUAUUUAUUUUUCUUCCGAUUUGUUUGAUAUAGAGGCGUGAUGGUAUACAAUGUCGUUCAUGUUACGCUAUAAACGUCUAACGUAAGGCUACUGUAUGCUCUAGAUCAUGAUGUCACCAAAUGAAAAACAAAAAAAGUGCUACGAGAUUUUUCGAAACAGAUGCACUUUUUUUAAAGAAAAAAAAACACACACACUUGGAGGUAAAGAAAAAAAAAUCUCAACAUUGCAUUUUGACAUCGUUUUAUUAAACCAGCUAAGAGCAAUUCAAUUCAAUUCAAGUUUAUUCGUAUAGCGCUUUUUACAAUCGACAUUGUCUCAAAGCAGCUUUACAGAACAUAAACAUAGAACAAAAGG